GCUAUAGAAAUAUGUGUAUUGAGAGAAAGAAAAUAUAAGGGUGUUAGAUGAAAAACUAAACAAAGCAAAUGAGCUUUUGACAUAUGAAGUUUUCAAAAAAGAGAAAGGUUCAUGGCAUGAAUCAGCUUCUUUUGGCUUCUUUUCGUAAAAAUUAAUCGAAAAAUCUUUUUUUUUUUUUUUUGACAUUAUUCAUGAUCAUCUUCCUUUUUAAGAUAAAGAAACCACUUUUGUGGGGUGGUCCUUGGGGUUUUGCAUUUUAGGUUUAAAGAUAAAUUAAAUGAUAAUAAUUAAAGAAGUCAGGUCUUUUGAAUAUACUAUAUAUUUUUAAAGGAAAUCGGUCAAAUUAAAGAAUAAAGAAAGGGGUGCUGGUUGGGAUUUUGUGGCUAUUUAAAAUAAAUGGCGAGUUUGUAUGUGAACGCGGAGUCACCGGUGAAUCUGAAUCGUAACACGGAUUGGUUUAUGUACCCUGGAGUGUGGACUAUUUAUAUUCUAAUCCUUUUCUUCGCUUGGCUUCUUGUUCUCUCCAUCUUCGGUUGUUCUCCUGGCAUGGCUUGGACCAUCAUCAACCUCUCUCAUUUCCUAAUCACAUGCCAUUUCUUUCAUUGGAAGAAAGGAACCCCAUUUGCUGAAGAUCAAGGGGUGUACAAUGGGUUGACUUGGUGGGAGCAGAUAGACAAUGGAAAACAACUUACACCCAAUAGAAAAUUUCUAACUGUUGUACCUGUUAUAUUGUACUUGAUAGCCUCACAUACAACCGACUACCAACAUCCUAUGCUCUUUUUCAACACAAUUGCAGUGGUUGUGCUUGUUGUUGCCAAGUUCCCCAACAUGCAUAAGGUUCGAAUCUUUGGAAUCAAUUCAGAAUAUUGAGUGGGUUUCCUGUUAAGAACAGUUGGUUAUGCUGGCUAGAGACAAUCAUCAUUUUUUCCCGUAUGUUAAAAUGGGUAUAUAUUUGUAAAAAAAA
Messenger RNA from Gossypium arboreum, 964 nucleotides. RefSeq lists its product as uncharacterized. Gene Ontology annotation, biological process: intracellular sphingolipid homeostasis; negative regulation of ceramide biosynthetic process; ceramide metabolic process. Gene Ontology annotation, cellular component: endoplasmic reticulum membrane. The coding region runs from base 397 to 870 and encodes 157 amino acids. Lineage: Eukaryota; Viridiplantae; Streptophyta; Magnoliopsida; Malvales; Malvaceae. The record is from RefSeq and is a predicted model, not a curated record. The transcript has 3 exons.